Salvelinus fontinalis (brook trout) is the source of this 2727-nucleotide messenger RNA. RefSeq names its product L-seryl-tRNA(Sec) kinase-like. The transcript has 6 exons. NCBI's taxonomy places the organism in Eukaryota, Metazoa, Chordata, Actinopteri, Salmoniformes, Salmonidae. The coding region runs from base 331 to 1461 and encodes 376 amino acids. The record is from RefSeq and is a predicted model, not a curated record. Gene Ontology annotation, molecular function: tRNA binding; kinase activity.
GACCCGAUGACGUGUUUAUACGCAUGAGUUUAUCUAGCCAACAUCGCCAUGACAUCGCCUACAAGUAUGAACGGGGAUUUCUGUUGGAGAAUCCGUUUUAGCCUGUCUUUGAUACUAUUACUGUCUUUUGUAUUACUCUGAACAUGCCAUUGGUUUGGUAGUACCUCCAGCACCAGAGGUGGCAGCACUGGGCCAUAAACUAGUAUAUUUACCGAAACAAAAACACCAUCGAAGUACCGGAUUAAGACGUGGAUUUGUUAUGGUCAGGAAGAGGACAUUCCUCAACAAAUAAUAGUUGAAUAAUGUUGCAAAGGUGACAUCGUUCCGUCGAUGGAUCUAAAUGAAGAUAGUGUUAAUUUGCGAUGUGCACCCGGAAUAUGCUUGUGCGUUCUCUGCGGUUUACCUGCAGCGGGAAAGUCGACGCUCGCACAGGCGGUCAACUCUCACACCGUACAACGAGGAUGGAGGUCCACUGUCAUUUCUUACGACGACCUGAUUCCCGGUGACGCUUUCGAUGUGAAAGAAGUCGAGGAUGAGGAGGAUAUGCCGCGAUCGCAGACGGUACUUUUACAACAAACUAAAUGGAAGUUGCACAGACAAGCCGUGCUACAGUGUGUUGAACGGUUCCUACAGAGUCCUACAGAGCUGGGACAGCUACCACCAAGCAUCGACCCGAUCAACAGUGAUGCCUGGAGUCGUCUCCUUCACGCCGCCCAGGUCUGCGGGACAUCGGUGGGCUCUUCUCGAGUUUACCCGUCACCUUUAGAUCGACCGGCUCCGCCACUCGUCAUUCUGCUGGACGACAACUUCUACUAUCCAAGCAUGAGAUAUGAGGUGUAUCAACUGGCCAGGAAACACUCUGUGGGAUUCUGUCAGGUGUACGUCCACUGUCCCGUGGAGUCGUGUGUCAGGAGAAACCAGCUGAGGCCCCGGCCCUUACCCAGUGACGUCAUAGUAGAGAUGGCCAGGCGCAUGGAGCCUCCAGACCCUCAGAGAAACACAUGGGAGCAGAACAGUGUCACUCUGGACAGCGAACACCACUUCACCGUAGAAUACAUCCAAAGGUUGGUGAAGGUGAUCUCUACUGCGUUGGAGAACCCGUUGAGUCCAGUCCAGGACAACGCUGAGCAAAAGGAGGCUGACCGUCAGAGCUGUGUGUCCAGUGUGGUCCACCAGGCUGACCAGGCCUGCAGACGCCUGGUCUCACAGGCCAUGCAGGGGGCCAGAGAGCAUCAACUUCCCCCAGAGAGGAUGAGGUCUCUGGCAGCCCACUUCAAUCAAUCCAAAACCAGAUUUCUUCAAGACCUGCGGAAACAAGUUCUCCACAGCCUUCCCUUGACCCGGGUAGAGAGCGUCGACGUGGAGCGGCUUGUGAACAGAGCCGUGGACGUAUUCAACAAAGAGAAACAGGAAAUCCUCGAACGAUACCUUCCUCUUCGUGACACAGAAAAUGAGGGAUAGAUGAUAGCCAUGAUGUAACUUUCAUUGAUUCUAUGUAAAUAGUCAUAAAUAUUGACAUUAGUAAUGAAUUUUCUAUAUUUUUCUGACAAAAUGUCCAACCUGUUAGGUGCAUAUAUUUAACAAGGUGGAACCUAACAGGGUGGAAAUGUGGAGGCUAACUUAGCCGUAGCACUGUGAGUGAUGUUAGGUGUAUAUACAGGGUGGAACCUAACAGGGUGGAAAUGUGGAGGCUAACUUAGCCGUAGCACUGUGAGUGAUGUUAGGCGUAUAUACUUAACAAGCUGGAAUCUAACAGGGUGGAAAUGUGGAGGCUAACUUAGCCGUAGCACUGUGAGUGAUGUUAGGCGUAUAUACUUAACAAGGUGGAACCUAACAGGGUGGAAAUGUGGAGGCUAACUUAGCCGUAGCACUGUGAGUGAUGUUAGGCGUAUAUACUUAACAAGGUGGAACCUAACAGGGUGGAAAUGUGGAGGCUAACUUAGCCGUAGCACUGUGAGUGAUGUUAGGCGUAUAUACUUAACAAGGUGGAACCUAACAGGGUGGAAAUGUGGAGGCUAACUUAGCCGUAGCACUGUGACUGAUCAAGAUCCAGCUAGCAUAAUGGUGAACACUUGAAGAUCAUUUUUGUACUGUUCUGUCAAACAUCAUUUGAAAUUAUCAUAUGUUCAUCGAAUUUAGCCUAACAGCGUGGACAUUUUAAGAGCGAGACCCUACUAACUAACAUCAUGAAACAUUCAAAUGUAGAUCAAACAGAGUGUUGAUACUUACUCUAGUUUUGCACUGUUAUUGACACACUUCCUGAUUGUGAUGUCAUUAUGGGAAGGAGCGGUUUGACACACUUCCUGAUUGUGAUGUCAUUAUGGGACGGAGCGGUUUGACACUUCCUGAUUGUGAUGUCAUUAUGGGAAGGAGCGGUUUGACACUUUCUGAUUGUGAUGUCAUUAUGGGAAGGGGUGUUUUAUUUUUAUUUAAAGGAGUAUUGAGCCAAACUAACAGGGUGGAAAGUAAAAUCAGGAGACACACAAAACAUCUUAAAUAUAGUAACAACAAAUACAAUAACCAUGAGAGAAAAAAAUAUAUUGAUGACAGAGAUUUUAAGUAGGACUAUAAAAUAAUGAAUAAGUAUUUUGAAUAUUUGAUUAUUUAAUGGAUUAUAUUUCUCAUAGAAGUUGAUGAAUAGCACCUGGGGACUUGGGAAGAAAAACUCCUACAUCCACAGAUUUUUUGUUGUUGAAAAAAUGCAAAUAAAAUUCCCAUUGAGAUCGA